AUAUAUGACAACAUUAACUCAUAAGUCCAAAACGUCAAACAACAUCGCCAACCCAUUUGGAAUCUCUGUAAUCCAAGGCUCUGCAUUGACCUUACUCUCAUCAUAAUAAUUGGCAGUUUUGGAUUCCUCCCAGCUUCAAAAAAAAUCCAAUCUUUGGAUUCCUCUGUACAGGUAAAAUGCUGUUUCAAAUCAUUGGCAAUUGAUCAUUUUCUGGGUUUCGGGCCUUGUAGAAGAGUUAUAUAGUUGUUUAUUCUUUUAGUAGGUAUUGAUCCUUGGUUACUUCAAAUUUCAAAAGUCGUUUUUUUCUGUUUUUGGUUAAUUUCUGAUGCGGGCUCGACUUGAGCUAUAUCUGCUGCAUUUAUAUCUGGCGGUGAUUGGUUUGCAUCUAUUUCUCGUGGGGUUUGGUGGAAAAAAAAAAUUGGGUUGUUUGAGUGAUCCGUUGGUUAAUCUCGCGGGUGUAGCUUUGAGUUGAGUUGAUUGUCCAAUUGAUUCCUUGAUCUUUCAUCUGUUAAAACUGUUUGAAGUUUUAAAUAUGGAUGUUGUUUACUGUGGAAUUUUAAUUAUUGGUGAUGAAGUGGAAAUUGGAUGUUGUUCACUGUGGAAUUUUAAUUUACGUAAACGUUGACGUUGAUUUUCCUAGGCUUUUAUUUUCCUUCUCUGUGGAUUGUGGAAUGAUAAUGAUUUUAUACCCGUCAUGAAGUGUUUUUGUGGGUAGAUUUCCUGGCAUGAUUUUGGAAUAUACUGGAUGUUAUUUGAAUCACUGCUGAUAAACCAGUUUGGAUAUAUAAAAUCUCUGUAUGCCAGUUGGCUGGCUGAUUAAUGGAUGUUAAACAUGGCACGCAGACUGGACAACUUCUAGUGCGGCUAUCAUUAAAGCAGUCUGUUAGAAGUUUACUAUAAGCUAGUAGUUCCAAGGUGAAAGUUUCAUAUUCAGAAUAUUUUUGUCAUGUCUGCCAUUCUUUGGUCCUAGGUAUUGAUAAUGGUAAAAAUACUUGGUGAUCUAAACAACACAAUUGUUGAUUGAUUGAUCAGUCCUGGACCUUUGGAGGCGGAUAAUAAUAUAAAGUAUUCUGGAGUUGGUCUGAUCGAGGUCAUGUAGUCUACUAGUGUUAGCCCGAUUUCCCUCAGCUCUCUUGUCAUCUUAUUAGGAUGAUAUAAAUAGUUGGAUUGCUACUUAAUUUUCUUCUGAACAGGGGUUAUUCAAUAGCCUCCAAGACUAUAAUCAUUAAUCUGUCGAAUUACCCAGUCAAUUUCUUCAUUUUCCCUAGAGAAGUGAGUGUAUUCGAUCUGAUUGUGUUUAUCUUCCUGGAUCUUAAUUGCUCCCAUCGACCCAAUCAACAGGUAUAAUCAUUUGAAACAAGUGGGAGUCUUCAUAGUAUGAGUUCAGGGGCAAAAACUGCUGAAUCUAAUGGACAUGAAGUCUCUUUGGCACCGGAAGAGGAACAGGCAAAGGUACAACUGUGUAUCCUCUGUUUGUUUACCAUGCUUAUGGACCUGAUGGUGGAUGUGUUAUUUUUUUAGCCGCAUUAUAUUUGCCAACAUUUUCUUUAUUGGCAGAUCAAUGAGGUCAGAAAGUUGAUAGGACCCGUCUCAGGCAAAUUGGCAUUGUAUUGUAGUGAUGCAUCGAUAUCAAGAUAUCUAAGGGCACGAAAUUGGAAUGUCAAGAAAGCCACUAAAAUGCUCAAAGCUUCGCUAAAGUGGAGAAGUGAUUACAAACCAGAAGAGAUUCGAUGGGAAGAUGUUGCUCAAGAAGGACACACAGGAAAAAUUUAUCGAUCAAAUUAUACAGACAAGCUGGGGAGGACAGUUCUUGUCUUGAGGCCUAGUUGUCAAGUUGGUCCAUACUCCUGUCUUAUUCACUUUUUUUGCUUCUUCAUCGUAGUUAUAUAUGUAACUGGAUACCAUUUUGUAAUCAGAUGGUUACAUUAUAUAGAGAUUCUAUUAGAAUUUGGAGCUUAGUUAACAUAACCUUUUUUAAAUUGGCAAUCAAUUAAUAUCCAACUGAGGGAUAUAAUGCAUUUCGACCUUAGAAUCAUUUUAUGUCUUUCGUUUAUGUUCUCCAGGUUUUUAUUAUAGUUUUUACCUCUCUGCAGAACACAAAGUCUGUCAAAGGCCAAAUCAAGUAUUUGGUUUACUGCAUGGAGAAUGCUAUUCUAAAUCUUCCAAAAAACCAAGAACAGAUGGUUUGGUUGAUUGAUUUUCAUGGUUUCAAUUUGUCCCACGUUUCACUCAAGGCCACAAAGGAGACAGCUCAUGUCCUACAGGAGCAUUACCCUGAGAGGCUGGGGAUAGCGGUUCUGUAUAAUCCACCCAAAAUAUUCGAGCCCUUUUGGAAGGUAGCAAAACCGUUUUUGGAGCCCAAAACUGCUAACAAGGUGAAAUUUGUUUAUUCUGAUGAUUCAAAUACCAUCAAGUUACUGGAGGAGUUGUUUGACAUUGAACAACUGGAGCCUGCUUUUGGGGGAAAACACGGUGAAGAUUUUGACAUAACAAAAUAUGCUGAGCGCAUGAAAGAAGACGAUAAGAAGAUUCCUUCAUUCUGGAAGAUCAAUGGAGAGGCCACAGCAGCCUUGGAGCGAGUUCCUUCAGCCAAUUCCAGUAAAUUAGAGUUAGAGUCCGACACUUCAGACGAGAAAGAAGAUGAAAUAUCAACUGAAGAAAUUGAUGAUAUAAAAGAUUUGUCCAUUGAGGAUGAUCCCUUGCCUGAGACUAAAGAAGGCACUGUUGACUUGAAAGUAGAGAAAUGAGUACAAACAUCAUUAGAACUCUUAAAAUGCAUAAUUGUGCAGACCAAGCCCUUCUUUCUAUUUUAACCUUUUUGAGGAGGGGGAGAAUUUCUGUCAUCUGAUGGACUGCUUAGGCAGUAACUUGUCUCUACUGCCACUUUGUUAUUCUCUCUUUUUCUUCUCUUCUAUUUUGAACAAUCUAUUCAUGUUAAUGAUGUAAUUUUCCUAGUUUCAAAUCCUUAGGCAAAUCUGGUUUAGAUGUAGCUUCAUUUGGAUGUGUUGACAAGGUUACAAAUUUUAUACUCUCGUCCCAAAAAUGUUUGUCCUGUUUCUCUAGUUUAGGACAAAGUGAAUACAUCCUAAUUCCAAAAAUGUAGACUCUUCAAAAUAUAGAAAAGAAUGUUAAUCUGUUAUCA
Messenger RNA from Oldenlandia corymbosa var. corymbosa, 3142 nucleotides. The record is from the annotation of a GenBank genome assembly. NCBI's taxonomy places the organism in Eukaryota, Viridiplantae, Streptophyta, Magnoliopsida, Gentianales, Rubiaceae.